AUGGAAGUGGAAGUAGUCGCCGACGAAGUCGUUCGCGUUCAAAUGAUCGCGACCGUCGGCGUGAUCGAGAUCGAGAGCGUGAUGACCGUCGAAGUAGCUCGGGAAGAAGUAAAGGAGAUCGUGACAGAGACAGGCGAGAUCGACGCUACUGACUCAUGUGGCUGUUCGGUGGAAUAUUCUCCGUGA
Ostertagia ostertagi is the source of this 186-nucleotide messenger RNA. The record is from the annotation of a GenBank genome assembly. NCBI's taxonomy places the organism in Eukaryota, Metazoa, Nematoda, Chromadorea, Rhabditida, Trichostrongylidae.